Molecule: messenger RNA, 1536 nt
Organism: Bactrocera oleae (olive fruit fly)
Lineage: Eukaryota; Metazoa; Arthropoda; Insecta; Diptera; Tephritidae
Source: RefSeq, a predicted model, not a curated record
AACGCAGUAAGCACGAAAGCAAAGCGCCAAAAGCUGCGCUGCAGCAUGAUAUCAGCUCAAUCAUCUGUGGAACUCAAUGCAUAAAAUAAUUUACACUGAAAUUUGACCGCAUUGAACUUUCAUAUUAAACAUACUUUUUUUUAGUAAAUAUACAUAUUCAUAAUAAUGAUUUGUUCAGCGCUCUUUGCUUAUAAGCAUUGUAUGUGCGUUAUUGAGCUUUUUCUGCGUGGCGUAGACGAUAACCAAUACGAUUCGUGUAUUAAAAAAUUACUAGGCGCUAAUUUAGUAUGAAUUGAGGCGUGUUAGAAGUUAGAGGUUGUGGUAAAAUAAAAAAAUACUGAGAAUUACAUUCAAAUUGUUUUGGUAAAUAUAAUUAUUUGAGCUUCUGCGACGUGACAACACAAAAAAUGUUAAAGAGAAUCACAAUGUUGCUCUACUAUUUGCUGUUCAGCUCACAGCUUAUCAGCGUCUUACCCCAAGCAAGUGACUCGAACGGUACGCCAGAAGCGUUUAAAGAAGCGCAACUCAUAAGUGAAGCAGCUGCUUCCACUACCGAAUACAACAAUGCCAACAAUAAUCAUAUUCUUCCACAUAACGAAAACACUAGCAGCAACAGCGACAAUAACAACAAUAGUGGCAACAAAGUUAACGCUGAUGAAUGGAGCGAUCGUGAUAAACUACUCCUCUACACGCUCGAGCAACUCGCACUACUCUUCAACUUUACGGUCGAACAUGGCACGGAAGUUUUACGCAACGUUGUCAAAGAUGCGGCCACACUAAAGGAGCCCACCGCCUCUUUAUUAGCACACCUGGGCAAUUUUUCCGAUUUCGUCGCACGCGUUGACAAUUUAAAGAAAUUGGGCGAAGACGAAAAGUUUGGUGAACUAUACAAUAUGGUCGUACUAUUUACCGAGCUGGUAGAGCGCCAUAAUACGACGGCGCUCGAGAAUGCCACAACAGAGAAUAUGUACUUGGAGAUGUCGUUGAAGAAGAAUGGUUUGGAUAAAUUACAUGUGGACUGUUUAGAACGCUUUUUUGUCUUCAGCGAAAAGUUAAACGCUCAUGUCGAUAGUUAUUUGGCAAAGUUAACGGCCGAACAGCGGGCGAACGAGCGCAAAAUGAUCGAAUGGUAUCGUGCGUUCAAUGCCGAAACGGACUCGGAGAAGAAACUGGAGAUAAUUGCCAAGUUUUUGGAAUUGUACCCUUGAGUGUUUGCUGCGCGUAUGUGAAACGAAUUUAAACAAUUAUAAUUAAUAAUACUAAUUAUUAAUGCAUGUGCGAAUUAAAUAAGAAUUGCUGAUGUCUUAAUUGUUGAAAUGUGCAUAUACUUGUAUGCGAGUUAUCUAAGCAUUUUUAAGCGAAUACCAAUGCAAGUGUUGAAAAAAUCAUCACGUAGAUACUAUUCUACAAGGUUAACAAAACUGACAAAAAAAUAUUUAUAAGAUAAUAAAAAAUAUUAAUUAAAAUAUAUUUAAUAAUAAAUAAUAUUAUAUGUACCAAAAAUAUUCAUUAAUAAUAAAAAAUUGUUUAAGUGAA